Messenger RNA from Saitoella complicata NRRL Y-17804, 1808 nucleotides. RefSeq lists its product as uncharacterized. Bases 186 to 1808 code for a protein of 540 amino acids. Gene Ontology annotation, biological process: regulation of DNA-templated transcription. Gene Ontology annotation, molecular function: zinc ion binding; sequence-specific DNA binding; protein binding. The transcript is spliced from 2 exons. The record is from RefSeq and is a predicted model, not a curated record. NCBI's taxonomy places the organism in Eukaryota, Fungi, Ascomycota, Saitoellomycetes, Saitoellales, Saitoellaceae.
CCGCUGCAGCAACGUCCCCCACGUAACACCCCGGAGCAAACAUCCAGCAGUGAGUUACUUUAUCCAGUCAGCUGAACGGCCCGCAUUCAUUCGCCAGCGAUAACCUCCGACCCCGCCCGUCGACAUUACCGUACAUUUCAGCAAGACCUCCAUCAACCUAUCAUUCCUUUAGCCGUUUGCAAAAGAUGGACCCCAGAGCACAGCAGCAUUACAUGCAGUCCGAUUUUGCUCCCCUAGACGUCAAUUUCAUGGGCCUGAAUAGUCCAGGUUCGUAUCAGACUUCGACAAUGCCACCACAGCAACAGUUUCAGCGACAGCCGUCAUACCCGCAAAUCUCGCCACUGCAGUCAGGGCACGCAGGAUAUGGACAACAAGCAGCAGCUGCUUUGCCGCAAGGAUUGAUGCCAUUGAGCUUGAAUGAACCGGCAUACACAGACUCUGAGCAUGGUGGAAUGUAUCCACCACAGCAGCAGGGUGGGCAGCAGUGGCAACAGCCUCGUCCCUUUCUUGAUCAACGAUCCGGUUCAUCGCCAAACACAUCUACAUCUAAUGUCCACCAGCAGUCACAUUACGGCGGUGGUCAGCAAGGAACUCACCAACAGGGUUACCAGCAACAACAGCAGCAACAGCAAGGUCCUUCCUCAAGUCUGACAGAAUUCACCAAGCGCAAGAACUGGUCGCAGCGAAUCAUCGACGAAAUCCGCGAUUUUAUGCACAUUCUUUCGCCAACCGGUACCUUUAUUUACGCCUCUCCGUCCUCCCACGAUCUCGUCGGCUAUUAUCCCAAUGAACUGAUCGGACGCCCCAUCACGGACUUUAUGCACGUUGACGAUAUGGAGAUGUUUGUCGGUGAAUUCAACAACUGCAUUAAGUCCCGCAAGAAGUUCAGCGCAUUCUACCGAUUCCGCACCCGCGAGGACCGUUUUGCCAUCUUCGAGACAGUCGGUCACCCUCGAUUUGGUACCUCGGGCAACAAGCGCGGCGAUGAAGAUGAUGCGGGAGAUUGCAAGUGCUUCUUCAUGGUUGGCCGUCCAUAUCCUACAAAGUCGGCAGCCAUGCUCGACUCCUUCCUCGAACUCAAACUCGAAAACGAACGCCUCCGCAAACGUCUCCGCGAACUCGCCCUUCCCUCCAGCGCGGUCGAAGCCGCAGAUCCUCGUCCCGAAACAUCCUCUCCACCCGGUCAAUCCGGCGAUGCUAACGCCCUCACCCGCCAAAACCUCGAAGAAGCCGAACGCAAUAUGCCAGAGCCCUUGGUCGCUGGUGCACAGUCCAUACGCGAAAAGAUGGCAAACUACGGUUACGAUCCACAAGCCAUCGACACCAUCGAACAACUCACCGGCCUCCGGUACUCUUCUAACAACGCCCCAGGAGAUCCUACAUACCAAGGUCAAGGCAACGUUUCCCCCGCCCUCAUCACCGCAACAGGCGAAGUCGUUCAACUCCCUCCCGGCGUCUCCUUCGAACCUCGUGAAGACAUCCUCGGAGCUGGUGCGAGUUCGGGAGGAGCUGAUAUUGCUAUGGGUGAUGAUUCUCCACAGCGUGGUCUGAAGCGCAAGAAGAACAAGAAGAUGAAGUUGGCGGCUGAUGAGUAUGUUUGCACGGAUUGUGGUACGACGGAUUCACCGGAAUGGAGACGUGGGCCACAUGGUGCGAAGACAUUGUGUAAUGCGUGUGGGUUGAGAUGGGCGAAGCAGGAGAAGAAGCAGCAAAAGGAGGGAUUGUCAAGAGAUUCGAGGAGGAAGGCACCCAUGAGCGCCUCCCUACCACGAACUGUGGUAGGACGCCUCAGAUUGGCACCCGCAUAG